GAAGUUAAGAUUUUCAAGACUUACCCCAGUUAAAUUUUUUCAGAAGUUUGUUGUUAGACUCGGACAAGAUGUCGGAGAAAUGUGAAGUUGAAUCAGUUCCUGAAACGGCGAAAGUUUGUGAAACUGCUUCUGAACCUGAACCUGUAUUAACUGAAGAGGAAGUAGGAAGUGAGCAGGGAACUUCCGGAAGUCUAGUUCCUGCUGCAGGUUCAGUUUGUGGAGAUAAGAUUGAAGGAGAAGGAGGAGAAGAAGAAGAUCAGGAGGAAGAGGAGGAGGGGGAGGAGGACGAUGAUGAAGAUUAUUCCCACGUGAUCCAGGGUACAACAGAGACCCUGUUGAACAAGCUGGAGGAAACCCUGGUAGCAGGAGGAGAGAGGGAAACCCUACAGGAGUGUGAACCCUCUGAUCUGGAUGAAGAAGGAAAGGAGAUUGACCAAGUUCUUGGAAUUAUCAGCAACUCCAUCUAUAGGGAGGGGGAAGGUCAGAUCUUCUCUAAGCUGUGUGACCGAUCUGCUCUUCUAUCCAUAGUUUCGCAUUCUCUCUCAGCUUAUAUUACAACCCUGGAUACUGUGCCACUCCAACGCCUUUCCAACAGGAUCGCUGGUGAGGUUUCUCUCUGGUUGAGCAAACUCAUGCAUUUCCCUGGCUCAAGUUCUCAUUGUCACGAUGAUAUCAGAGAGGGGUUGGUUCGAACCGUCCGUAUGGUUCUCCACAACACUUAUCCAACCCUGAGUGAGGACGGGUUCAAUGUUCUCCAGAGUUCUCCUCCUGUAAUCUACAUCACUACCUCAACCUACCAGGAUGCAGCGGAAUAUAUCUGUGUACAGUUAGGACUUCCCAGAUCCACUGUCAGGUUGGUUGUACCUGGAGAGAAUGAGAAGGAUUUCUCCUGGCUAAAUGAUGUCCUUGAAUCAGAUAUAGAGAAAGGAUUGACCCCACUCGUCUGUAUAGCUAACGUUCAUUCUUCACUCUUCCACAACCAGAGUGUUACUAAACUCCAGGAGAUAUGUUCGAGUCGGAAUGUAUGGUUACACCUGGAGGGACAUGCACUGAGUGCCCUUACUCUUCUUCCUGCUCAAGGAUACGAUGAGAAGAGGUGUGACAGUAUGACAUUAACCCUGGGGAGUUGGAUCGGGAUACCAGCAGUUCCAUUUGUUACAGUUUUCAGAGCAGACGUUGAAGCAGCGCAGUUAGCAGGAUUGGGAGUAGUUACUCCUUCAGUUCGGUUGAGCUGUCUUCCCUUGUGGUGUGUUCUCAGAUCUCUGGGGUUGAAACAGAUCAGAGAACGGAUACGCGGAGUUUUCCAGAUGCUUGAAGAGAUUACGAACAAGUUGAGCAGCAUGUCGUGUAUCCGGAUCCUAAGCCAGGCGACCGGCGCACACUUUGUUGGAAUCUCCGAGCUUCAAACCGGUUCUGUAGAUCCAGCAAACAUAUUUCAGACGGUCAGCCCAGCCAUAGCCUUCCAGUAUAUGUCAGAUACAACCCUUGACACAAGUUCCCGAGUAUCUCCAUACACUGACAACUUGAACUCCUGGCUUGGACAGAUUAUACAACGAGAUGCUGGUCAACUUGCUGUAGAAAUAGUUGACGUAGAAACUACAGGUUAUGUUCUGAGACUUUGUCCAUUCGAAGAUGUAUCAAUGAUUGGAUUGCUACAGGAAGAUAUUACAGCAUUUUUACAGUGCUUGGAUGAGAAAUGUGAUAUACUAAAUGCUACGGUUGCUCAAAGAUCUAAAUUCAUUCAAAUAAUAGAACAAGAGUCAUCAGCUCAGCACGUUGAUAUCUCCCACUGGGCUGGACUGGGCGGAGUAAGGUUUAUCCCCCAGGACUAUGUGGACAAGGAGACUGGGAAGGUUCUGGAGAUGGGAGAGGAAGAUCUACGCGUAGUAAACCAGAGAAACGUAGAACUAGUUGCAACCCUGAGAAAUACAGACUCGGCCUUCUCUCUAGGAGAAGGUCCAGCUCCUCAUCAUUAUAUGUGUGUUAGGUUUGGUAUGGUAACUAUGGAGACUGAUGUUGAAGAACUGCUAGCUCUGGUUCUAAACACAGGACGAGAUAUCGAUGAAGCCGUGGUUCAACUCCAGACUAUGACUGAGGUUGUUAAGCGUGGAGUUCAGCAAGCUCAGGACGAACUAAAGAGAGAAUCAGAUAAUCAAAUCUGGCAGGAAGGAAUACUUAGACAUGUCCCAAUAGUUGGCAGUUUUUACAACUGGCUGUCCCCUGUACCAGAGGAUGCUAAAGUGAAGGGGAGAUAUUUGAACCUACAGGAGGGGAAACUAGAAACCACAGACAAUAUAUAUAAACAUCAGAUGCAGAUCCAUAUUGAGGACGGACAAGAAUUGUAAAUUAAUGACGAUGAGUGAUAAAUCAAUUGUUAAAGCUAAAAUAUGUUUUGUAUUUGCGAAAUUGACUGCGCAACAAAAAUAUGAUAUAAAUUUGUACCAACUGUGCACACUUAAAAUAUUUAUAGAAUUUUAGUAUUUUUAUUUGUUAGAUUUGUUUAUAUAGUUUUCAUGAUUUGUUUUAACCUAGUAUUACAUUGCAUUAUAUUGUUUAUUAGAAAUUAGAAAUUUUCACCUCC
Molecule: messenger RNA, 2581 nt
Organism: Eurytemora carolleeae
Lineage: Eukaryota; Metazoa; Arthropoda; Copepoda; Calanoida; Temoridae
Product: pyridoxal-dependent decarboxylase domain-containing protein 1
Exons: 17
Coding region: 69-2345 (758 amino acids)
Cellular component (GO): intracellular membrane-bounded organelle
Source: RefSeq, a predicted model, not a curated record